Molecule: messenger RNA, 759 nt
Organism: Chiroxiphia lanceolata (lance-tailed manakin)
Lineage: Eukaryota; Metazoa; Chordata; Aves; Passeriformes; Pipridae
Product: hydrocephalus-inducing protein homolog
Exons: 7
Coding region: 1-759 (252 amino acids)
Biological process (GO): cilium movement; axonemal central apparatus assembly
Cellular component (GO): axoneme
Source: RefSeq, a predicted model, not a curated record
AUGUCGUGGUUCUCACCCAGGACCCCAGUGGCCCCCCAGGACCUGUCACCUCGCGCUUCUCAGAAUCGGCAAAGGAGCAUCACGAAUAAGGUGAUCCGACUGGAGGUUUCAGAGACAGAAAACAUCCUGGGCAUUGUUCACGCUGAAACCAUCAAAGUCUCUGUGGAGGUCUACGAUGUUAAUCUGAGCAUCAACAUGCCUGAAGGUCCAGAUGGCAGCUUGGAAUUUGGAACCAUUAAUGUCCUUGAUAAUAAAAAGGAAGUCCUGAGUCUGCAGAACAAAGGCUUAUAUGACAUUGAGUACAGUUUCAAGCUGACCACUGGAAGUGCCAAGAGGGGCCACUUGGAAUCUCACUUCACUGUCCGGCCGCAGAGGGCUGUGCUGAAAGCCUCCCGGCCACCUGUGAAAGUUGAGGUCCUCUUCCACCCCACGACUGAAGUGUUUCUCGAGAGCAAACCCAUCCUGCUCUGCCAGGUCAUUGAUCUCAAAUGGGGUCAAGGAGGCGAGACCGUUUCCACCAUCCCAGUGAGGGUGUCGGCGAGAGCUGUGUACAGCAAGUACAGCAUCGAGCCUGCCUCGCCCAUCGACUUCGGUGCCGUGGUUAAGGGCACCAAGAAGAGCCAGGUCCUAAUUGUGGAGAACAAAGGUGCUCUUAACUUCAAAGUCCUCAUCCGCAAAGAGCUCUGCAUCAGUCUCCACACCAUGGAGGGGGUGAGGAGAAGGCCCAGGACUUUGGAGCGGCUGCUGUUCAGCACCUGA